ACUCCUGCUGUGACUCGUGCGUCCGUGUGCUUCGCUGCCUGCGGUAGUUGAGCUAAAGCGAGGACAAACUAGUCUUUCCGACGCCAAGUUCCGCUUCGCGUCCCCCCUGGCCGCAGUGUCCCAAAGCCUGUUUUUGCAGCACGCAGGUGUUGGGGGUCUGCUGUUCUCUUGGCUUCCUACCAUUGAUUGUGCGACUUCGCAUACGCUUUUCUUUUGCGAAGAUCUUGCUAGGAGCUGGGACUACAACAGUGAACAAAGUGAACAGUGAACAAAGGCCUUGUCGUUCUCAAAGUGUAGAUUCUAGCUAGAAAAUUUAGCAGGGCAGUUUUAACGAAAGAUGUGCCAAGGAAACCAAAAGUGUGUGUGUGUACGUGGAUCUAUAAAAAAGUUCCAACUUUAUAACCAAAGCUACUUAAAAUCACCAAAUGAGGAGGAUGGGCAAAUCUUGAGAAUGGAGUAUUGGUAAAUGCCCGUUGCUUAAGGCUUGCUUGCAUUCUUGCUGGUGCCACUAACUAGUUGAGUGAGCCUCUUAUUCACACCUAUUUUUUUCUUCUCAAACUCUCGUACUCUUUAAUGGAGGCAAAUGGGAUUUUUAAAUUGCAAAGUUCUCUGAUACAAAAUAUACAUUAUAUAUUAAAAAGUGUAGAUUUCUUAAGUUGUAUAUGGGUAUUCAGGAAAAUGUUACAUAGUUAGAUUAAAUUCAUUGAGUUACUGGAGAAAAGAUAACAAGCAGAAGUCAAAAGAUUGGUUUAGAAUUGAUGUCUCAGGUACUUUAUUUCUGAAAUUACAGGCACUCUGUAAGAUGGUUUUAAUACAGAGAGAAUGCUUCUGGAAGUCCUUUUAUGACCAUCCAUAUGGCCAUUUGCAUCUCCAGGAAAGAAAUGGAUGGAAGCCAGUAGAAGACAGCACUGUGGCUGCAAACUGAAGAGGUUUCACCUGGAGGAAAUGACGGCAGAGAACUCCUCCGUGACCCAGUUCAUCCUCGCAGGCUUAACCGAUCAGCCAGCGCUCCGGGUCCCCCUCUUUUUCCUGUUUCUAGGUUUCUAUGUGGUCACCGUGGUGGGGAACCUGGGAUUGAUAAUGCUGAUUAGGCUGAACUCUCACCUGCAUAUUCCCAUGUACUUCUUCCUUUUCAAUUUGUCCUUCAUAGAUUUUAGUUACUCCACUACCCUCACCCCUAAAAUGCUGAUGGGUUUUAUGUCUAAGAAAAACAUCAUUUCCUAUGCAGGAUGUAUGACUCAGUUCUUUUUCUUCUGUUUCUUUGUCUUUUCUGAAUCCUAUAUCCUGUCAGCAAUGGCAUAUGACCGUUAUGUUGCCAUCUGUAAACCAUUGUUGUACACAGUCAUUAUGUCUCCCCACGUCUGUUUGCUUCUUUUGUUGGGUGUCUAUGGGAUGGGUGUUUUUGGAGCUGUGGCCCAUAUGGGAAACUUAAUGUUUAUGACCUUUUGUGCAGACAACCUCAUUAAUCACUACAUGUGUGAUAUCAUUUCCCUCCUUGAGCUGUCCUGCAAUAGCUCUACUAUAAAUUUGCUGCUGGUGUUUAUUAUUGUGACCAUUGGCAUUGGGGUGCCUAUUGUUACCAUAUUCAUCUCUUAUGGUUUUAUUCUUUCCAGCAUCCUGCGUAUUAGCUCCACCGAAGGUAGAUCCAAAGCCUUCAGUACCUGCAGUUCCCACAUAAUGGUGGUAUCUCUUUUCUUUGGAUCAGGAGCUUUUAUGUACCUUAAGCCACCUUCUAUUUUGCCCUUGGAUCAGGGAAAAGUGUCCUCUGUUUUCUAUACUGCAGUGGUGCCUAUGUUGAAUCCAUUAAUCUAUAGCUUGAGGAAUAAGGAUGUAAAAAUUGCCCUAAUGAAAACCUUGAAUCGAAAAAUUUUCCUUGAAGGUGUUUGAAAGCCAGUCCAAACUUCAUGGGUCAGAGUGUUUCUGUUAUGUAUGAUUAUCCAUGAAUGAGACAAAAUUCAGUGCCUCCUUCCCUUAUACUUAGAGGAAGUUUUUACCUCUUGUUCUAAAGCACACUAUUCCAACAAUUUGUUUUAUGAAAAAUGUUUGUACAAUUAUAGAGUUUUGAAUCUCAAAUAAGCCUAGGAAAUCAUUUAACACAGCUCCGUAUGCUGUGAGUACAGCAGCACAGGAGACUACUAAAUAUUUUGUAGGUGACUUAUAAAAACACAUGCAUCUGCUGCCGGAGCUGACAGUGGAAGCCAGGUGACUGAAUUUUAAUCCAAUUUAUUUUACUUCCCUUUAGCCAUGCUUCCUUGUUUCAUCUUUUAUCUGGUCAAGUUCAGUGUUUGUUAUUGCUGUUGUAUUUGGCAUUGAAAUAAGUCUAAUUCUGUUUAUAGUGAUACCAUCGAUUAUUCAUGUGUUAAUUUUUGGAAUAUAAUUUUUCUAAGUGUUUGAGGUGAAACUAUGGUUAAUUUGGUCUUGACAAUGAGAUAAAUGUUUUUUUAAAAAAUGUGGGCUUUGUGAAUAGGAGCUAUGUUAGCUUCCACAUAGAACCAAGCAUGUGUGCUUCUUGUAAUGGUGUUCAGAGCCCAAGGGACCCAGGCUAAUUUAGAGCUUCUAAAGGAGAAAUACACAGAUGUAAGGAAGCUGAAGAUUUUGAAUGCAAGCUUCAUUCAUUAUUUCCAGACUAAUGAAGAUAGAACAUGGAGAAUCACCUACUCUGAAAAAUGUGACUUCGUAAUAGAUGUCUUUGGGUUUGUGAACCACUAAAGACAUAGCAACCAAUGAGUUAUUAGGGGAGACAAUUGACAUUUGCAUUUUAAGGUAUUGCGUAUAUCUGCCAUCUUCAAAAAGUACUGCUUAAAGUAAAGGAAUGGUGUAUCAGGAAAAGUAACAUAUUUACAGCAUUGGGUAAAUGGAGGUAUAGCUUUAUAUAAAGAAUCAGAAGAAUAAUUUUGGGGUCUGAACACAUUAUUCAUGGUAACAUCUUGCAGAAACAAUAGCAUGUGAAGUGUUUGGAGGACAAUUGGACUUGAGGACUUUUCUUAUGAAAUUUCUAUUAAAAAAGGAGUUUGGAAAAUUGUUUCCUUUGGAAUUAUUCUGUUCAAUCAGAAUGUAAUUAAAGGAAGAGAAAUGUAGGGGAUGAGUAUUCUUUCAAAAAUACAGUAGAGGAGAAGAUCAGUAAAUUCAGGAUGCUUGUGUGGUCAUGAAUCAGUACAACAUAGGUGAGUGGAAAAACAUCUCUUGGGGCCAGCACUGUGGUGUAGCAGCUAAAGCCACUACCUGUAGUGCCAGCAUUCCAUAUGGGCACCGGUUUGAAUCCUGGCUGCUCCACUUCCAAUCCAGCUCUUUGCUAUGGCCUGGGGAAGCAGCAGAAGAUGGCCCAAGUCCUUGGUCUCCUGCGCAUGUGUGGGAGACCCAGAAGAAGCUCCUGGUUUCUGGCUUUGGAUUGGCACAGCUCUGGCCAUUGCAGCCAAUAGGGGAGUGAACUAGCAGAUGGAAGACCUCUCUCUUUCUCUGUCUCUCUUUCUCUGCUUCUCCUUCUCUCUCUAUGUAACUCUUUCAAAUAAAUAAAUAAAUAAAUAAAUAACUCAUCCUUUUUUAAGUUGAAGCAUAAAUUUAUACAUCAAAGUGCACAAAUGUUAAAUGUUCAAUAAUUUUCUUCAUAUCUGUAAGAGUUUGAUUACAUACAACUACCUAUAGCAAAGUAUUAGUGAUUUUCAUCAUUUCAGAAUAUUAUUGUCUGUUAUUUUCCCAUUAAUUACUCCUAUGUUUUCUUUUCCUAGAAAUAUAUACUAUCCUUAUUUAAAUAAAAGAUUUAUUUUUUUUAUUUGAAAGAGUUGCACAGAGAGAGAAAGAGAGGCAAAGAGAGAGAGAGAGAGAAAGGUCUUCCAUCCACUGGUUCACUCCCCAGUUGGCUGCAACAACCAGAAUUGCACUGAUCCGAGCCAGGAGCCAGGAACUUCUGCUAUGCGGGUGCAGGGGCCCCAGGACCUGGGCCAUCUUCCACUACUUUUCCAGGCCACAGCUGAGAGCUGGAUCAGAAAUAGAGCAGCUGGGACUUGAACUGGCGUCCUUAUGGGAUGCCAGUACUGUAGGCGGUGGCUUUACCCACUAUGCCACAGCGCUGGCCCCUAUACUAUUCUAACCUUUAGAGGCACAGAUCUAUUUUGCCCAUUUUGAAUUUGAUAUAAUUGUUAAAUAACAUAUUUACUCCUUUAUGUCUGACUUCUUCAACUCAAUGUAUAGUGUCCUGUGAGAUUCAUUGGUAAUGCUUUUCUUGGUUAUUAUUGCUUAGUAUUUCAUUGUAUGAAUAUAGAACAGUUGUCUGGUCAUUUAUUCUCCUAAUGGACAUUUGGCUUGUUUUUGUUUUGCAUAUUAUUAAUAAAGCUGCUAGAAAUA
This is a messenger RNA of Oryctolagus cuniculus (rabbit), 4341 nucleotides long. NCBI's taxonomy places the organism in Eukaryota, Metazoa, Chordata, Mammalia, Lagomorpha, Leporidae. The record is from RefSeq and is a predicted model, not a curated record.